CCCCAUCUUUGUCCCCUAACCACCUAAUUAAACAACAUAAUAAAACGAAGGACCAUUGACCACUUAACCACCCUAUAUUCUCCCAUAAUAACCACCCUAUACACACCUUAAUAUCCCCUCUGACCGAAAGUAAUCUCCCCAAAUGAUCAGCCACAACACACCAAAUAACCCAACCAUUCUCACUACCCAUUGUUCCCAAACCUGGCCAAAUGAAGUCCCUCCCCAACCACUAAAUAUUCACAUCAAUAUAGAGCCAAAUCAAGUCCCAAAUCAGUCACCGUUUGCCCCCUAAUAUGGCCAAACCAGCCCAGCCUAGAAACACAGCCCACAUCCCUUAAUAUUUCCCCAUCAAAAACCACAAACUAAUGUCACCCAACACCCCCACAAAAUCCCUGAUUCAUCCCCCAUGAAAGGACUCCAUAUUUGAUUAUUAUUGUCAAAGAUUUGUUAAGGAAAGAACUUGGUAGUUUCCCCUUUCUUGCUUGCUUAUUUAUAUCGGCCAUUGGCCAUUGUUGUAACUCACUUUUGAAUCUGAAAUUUCCAUCAGUAAUACACUUAUGUGUUUGCUAUUUUAAACCCCUAAUUCUAUAUCUUAAGGGUGGUUACCUUAAGUGUGAGUUUUAGGUUCUAGUUAUUUAAAUAAGUGUGUUAUAUCUUAUUUGAAUACUAGAUUCAACCCCAAGUUAGGAGAAGAGUGUGUAAUAUCUCUUAACACCAACUUGGUUUAUCCAACACUUAUUUCUAGCCAUUUCUAAUCCCACCAUUUCUCUCCUGAUCAUCCUUUCUUUUCUCAUAUUAAAAACCAUUACAAAGAACUCUUUCACACUCCAUUCAUUUCGCCUCUUGCUUGCCUUCAACAUAUUAUCACAUUUCCUCUCCAAAAAAACCACAACUCUGUUAAGACCCCUAGUUCGAGAUAUAUCAUAAACAAAAUGAGUUUUGAAAACUUUUGAAUUUGAUUUAUUGAGUUUGAACAAUUUCUUGUAUUCCCCUAACAUUCACUUCCGAAUUUCUUCUCUAUUAUCCUUCGUAUUUUCUUUCCCUAAAGAAGAUAAAGACUUCUUUGCACCAUGUUUAUCAAUAGGUUCCCAUUAGAACAAGUUCAGCACCACCGAACGUGGAUGAGCAGAAUCGCAAUCAGGUUUUUCUUGACUCUGUGAAAGUCAUGCCUGCAUUGCCAAAUCCAUCCGCAUCUAGUCACCCACCUGAGAAGAACGCAGAAAAGGUCGAACAGUCUAAUAACACUGAGGGCUUGGGUUCAGGUUCAGUUCAAUCCAGGUCCAAGAGAGAUGUGCCUGUUUCUUCUCCACCGACGCAAAUGCACAAACCUUAUCCUCAUCCUAUGACUGAAAUUCCUAGGCCCAUUCAAUUCCACACUGCUCAGCCACAGGUUCCUGUUCAAUAUGGGGGCCAUGCCCAAAGUCAGCCCCAUACCUUGUCUGCCUCAUCUUUGCCCAUUCAAAUGACGGUUCCUCUGCUUGUAAAUCCAUCUUUACAGCAGCCAAUGUUUGUCACUGGUCUUCCAUCCCAUCAUCCCAUGCAACCUCAAGGAAUCUGGCAACAUGGACAAGGUUUAGGUUUUUCUACUUCUGGAAUAAAUCCGCACAUGCCCCCACAGUUGGGAAACAUGGGAAUGGCUAUUCCUUCACAGUUUCCUCAACAUCAGACUGCAAUGUAUGGAAGUCUUCGUAAAACUGUAAAGAUAAUUGACCCAAAAACUCAUGAAGAGUUAAGGCUUGAUGGAUCACAUCCCAGUAUACCACUCCAAUCACAGCCACUACCAUUCCAACCAGCCUCUAUUCACUAUUAUCCUAAUUCGUAUAAUAAUGGUUCGGUAAUUUUUCAAGCUCCAAACAAUUCACAGAUUUCUCAGGGAACAAGGCCUCAUAAUCAGGUUACAAUAAAACCGGGACCUGGCACCGUAGCGGAAAAGGACCAGGUGCCAGUAAAACAAUCUAUUAGGGGAAGAGAUGAGUUACCCUUGACAAGUAUAUCCGCAGGAAAAGAUUUUCAGAAACAUUCAGAGUCACAUGAAGGUGGGGGCAGUGCUGAGGAGUCAGUCCUUGAUGUCAUCAAAGAGCAGCAGAAAAAACAAGAUAAUAAAGGACCUCUGGCUGUGCAGGAUCAGGUGGCAGAACUGCCUACUUCUGUUUCUGUUUCAGCUUCUCAUUCUGUUGAUGAUGUUAAGAUAAGGGAUUGUACUCUUAAUGAUAUUGAUUCUAAAGCUAAUGAUGUUGAAAAAGAGAGCUCUUCUGAAUCUCAUGAUAUCAAGAGUGAAGAUGACAUAAGUACAGUGGCUGAAACAUUUAAUCAAUAUGACAAAGACGGAAAGUUGUGUAAUGCCAGUAUACACAGCACAAACAUUUCCAAGACUUAUCCAGCAUUCACUUGUUCAGAAUCUUCAGAGUUAACUAAUCAAACUGACGAGAGCUGUCUAGCGCAGGCUGCUAGUUCCAGCAAAACAGACGACAAUCAUGUAGAAACUGCUCAAGAAAAGGCCAAUGAAUGUGCUACAUGUUCCAGUGAGGCUGAUAGUUCUUUGUCUUCCAGUUUAAAUGCCAAUUCCAAUGGAGCAUUCUUGUCCAUAGGUUUAUCUACUCAAGAUCAGCAUUUAGUAACAUAUAGAUCUGAGGCUUCUUCUAAACCUAUAGAUGGAAACUCUGGCAAUAACCAUAAGGUUAUGGAUGAGAAGAAAGAAGACAUCAGACAUGUUGACAGUGUUGAGGGGGAAAAUAAUGAGGGUUUGAAUCCCUGCAGUGCAGAAGUGGUGCAAGAUGUUGUGUUAAUCAAAGAUGAUGCUCAUGUUAAAGCAGAGUCUGAUGAUAGGGAGGAUGCUGCCCGUGCUUCUAGGCGAAACCAGGGAACUUUCAAAAAGGAAAAUCAGGCCGUUUUGGAAUUCAAGAAGCAUGCUGAAGAUGGUGAUGAAAUGAGAGCAAAAAAGUAUUCAAGAGAUUUUUUACUUAAAUUUGCAGACAAAUGUAAAAACCUCCCUGAAGCUUUUGAGAUUGCUGCUGAUUUUUCCGAGGCAUUAAUGGUUUCUGAUUUGGGAGCUUCUGUUGAACAGUACCAUAGUCCUGGCAGGAAUAUUGAUAACAGACGGCCUGGAGGGUUUAGGAUAGAACAUCACACCAGUGGCAUGGGACGCGAAGAUAAGAGGAGUAAACUACCCGGACCUCUUAUGACUGGACGGGACACGCAAGGAGGGAAUUUUGGGGGUCAUAGAAGCAACUUUGCACCAACACCUCUUCAUUAUGGCGGGGGUUCCUACUUAGGGCCUGUUGGUGCUCAGGGAGGUGGUAUGCGACGAAAUGGUGUUGAUUCUGGCAGAUGGAUACAAGGGACUGCUUUCCAUAAGGGUCUUAUGCACUCUCCUCACACUCCAUCACAAGUGAUGCAUAAAGCUGAAAAGAAGUAUGAAGUUGGUAAGGUAACAGAUGAGGAGCAGGCGAAGCAAAGGCGAUUGAAAGCAAUUCUCAACAAGCUUACUCCUCAGAACUUUGAAAAGUUAUUCCAGCAAGUCAAAGAUGUCAAUAUUGACAAUGUGACUACACUUAGUGGUGUCAUUUCACAAAUUUUUGAUAAAGCUUUAAUGGAGCCCACUUUCUGCCAGAUGUAUGCCAACUUCUGUUUUCACCUUGCUGCUGAGCUUCCUGAAUUAACCAUAGACAGUGAAACAGUCACUUUCAAGAGAUUGCUUCUGAACAAGUGUCAGGAAGAAUUUGAGAGGGGUAAGCGAGAAGAAGCAGAGGCUAAUUUAAUUGACAGGGAAGGUGAGACAAAACUAUCAGAUGAGGAAAGAGAGGAGAAAAGAUUAAAAGCACGAAGAAGAAUGCUGGGCAACAUCAGACUGAUUGGGGAGUUGUACAAGAAGAAAAUGUUGACAGAGAGGAUAAUGCAUGAGUGCAUACAAAUUUUGCUUGGUGAGAGUGAGGGUCAGAACCUGGAUGAGGAAAAUAUCGAAGCUUUGUGUAAACUAAUGAGCACGAUAGGUGAGGUGAUAGAUCACGCAAAAGCCAAGGUUCACAUGGAUGCUUAUUUUGCCGGGAUGUCAAACUUGUCAAACAACAUGAAACUAUCUUCCCGGUUGAGGUUUAUGUUGAAAGAUGCAAUUGAUCUUAGGAAGAAUAAGUGGCAACAAAGGAGAAAAGUGGAUGGACCAAAAAAGAUUGAAGAAGUGCACAGAGAUGCAGCUCAAGAGAGGCUAACCCAAACUAGCAGGACUUCUUUUGGUAGAAGAAGCCAACAACUAGAGUAUUCACCUAGAGGUCCUAGCGUAUUGCCUUCUCCAAGCUCCCAGAUUGGUGGUUUCAGACCAAUAUCACCAAUGAGAAGGGAUUAUGGCAGCCAAGAUGCUCGUAUGGAUGAUAAAUAUACUUCCCAAAAUAGGCCACUAUCACUUCCUCUAACCCAGAAAGGAAUUGGAGAUCAUAUUACACUUGGGCCUCAAGGUGGCCUUGCGAAGGGGUUGACCUUUAGGGCAACUGUUUCAAAAAUAUCUUCUGCGAGUAUACAGAGUGCCGGAAACUCCAAUAGAGUUGCAUCUAGUGUCGAUGAAUUUGGUCCUACGCUUGAUCGAAUACCACGAGACUCUAGGGAGGAUGCCUUGCAGAGUGAUGUGCCAGAAAGGCUUUCCCGUCGUUAUGAUCAAACUGGUAAACAGGAUCAGAUUAUGCUUAAUGGAAAUAGAGAUCAAAGCCUUGAUACUUCUCUUCCCACGUCGCAUACAGUCCAAAAUGUUGUUCAAGAUAAAGCUGUGCCAGAAGAACGCUUGCAAGAGCUAUCAAUGUCUGCAAUUAAGGAAUUCUACAGUGCCAGAGAUGAGAAGGAGAUUGCUUUAUGCGUGAAGGAUUUGAAGACACCAAGCUUCCACCCUUCAAUGGUUUCUAUUUGGAUCACUGAUUCCUUUGAGAGGAAGGACAUGGAAAGAGACCUAUUAGAGAAACUUCUGGUCAAUCUAACAAAGUCUCAUGAUGUUAUCCUAACCCCAGACCAGCUGGUUCAUGGGUUUGAAUGUGUUCUUGCGACAUUGGAGGACGCAGUGAAUGAUGCCCCAAGAGCAGCAGAGUAUCUGGGCCGCAUCUUUGCCAGAUCGGUGCUGGAGAGCGUUGUCCCCAUGGACCGGAUCGGGAGGCUCCUAUUGCAAGGAGGGGAAGAGGAAGGGCGCCUGGUCGAAACUGGACUUGCCGCCGAUGUUCUUGGGACCACCUUGGAGACCAUAAGAUCCGACAAGGGCGAUUCUUCGCUGGACGAAUUGCUCAGAACCUCGAACCUCCUGCUACACGACUUUUGUCCCCCAGGUUCGAAAAAUAAAUCCAAAUUGGACAAAUUUAUCAUUCCAUAGGGCCACUAUAGUAUAGAGCUUAGAGUAUUCAUAUUUUGCUUUCAAGGAAAAUAAUAAUAUUAAUAAUAAUAAUAAUAGUAGUAGUAAUAAUAAUAAUAGUUCUGAAAGGUGUUUGCUGCAAUAGAUAGAUAUAUACCACUUGGAUGACAAAUAUUGUUAUUAUUUAUAUAUGGUGUAUUAUCUAACGAGCUUGAUCAUGGUGUGCUGUGACAUGCCUAAAUGUACGUACAUCAUCGGCUUCCUGGCCACG
Cuscuta campestris is the source of this 5591-nucleotide messenger RNA. NCBI's taxonomy places the organism in Eukaryota, Viridiplantae, Streptophyta, Magnoliopsida, Solanales, Convolvulaceae. The record is from the annotation of a GenBank genome assembly.